Molecule: messenger RNA, 1426 nt
Organism: Zingiber officinale
Lineage: Eukaryota; Viridiplantae; Streptophyta; Magnoliopsida; Zingiberales; Zingiberaceae
Product: 7-deoxyloganetin glucosyltransferase-like
Exons: 2
Coding region: 87-1259 (390 amino acids)
Molecular function (GO): UDP-glycosyltransferase activity
Source: RefSeq, a predicted model, not a curated record
ACACAGGCACAGCUUUUAUAGUGCUCCCAGGACCCAGAUAAUACCAUAAGAAGCUUGAAUCGGCCGUCCUGUCCGAGAAAAUUAAGAUGGGGAGCUCAACCAAAACUCAUCUUCUGUGCAUGGCUCUCCCCUUCCAAGGCCACAUCAACUCCAUGCUCAACCUGGCCAAAGUUCUCCACUUCAAGGGCUUCUUCAUAACCUUCGUCAAUACCGAGUACGCCCACCAGCAACUUCUCAAACAUGACGGAUCACUCUCCGCCCUCGACGGCCUCCCUGACUUCCGCUUCGCCAGCAUCUCCGAUGGCCUCUCGCACCCCGACGAUGGCGACGAAUACAGAGAAGACGUUAGAAAAAUCAUUCUUGCCAGCCAAAAGAACUGCCCUGCUUCUUUCCUCAGGCUUAUAACCGCGCUGAACGAUCCGAGCUCCGGUGUGCCACCUGUAAGAUGCGUGAUCUCAGAUUCCUUCGUCACCUUCACCCUCAACGCCACCACCAAAUUGGGGAUCCCUAAUGUCUUCUACUGCACAGUGUCCGUGUGUGGCUUCACGGACUUCUACUACUGCAAGGACUUGAUCGAGAGGGGCCUCGUCCCAUUGAAAAGUGAAGACGAUCUUACAAAUGGGCACCUGGACACUAUCAUUGAUUGGAUACCAGGAAUGAUAACAGUUCGCAUGAGAGAAUUGACUAGUUUGUUGCGAACCACCGACCGAGACGAAGUAUUGCUCAACUUUGUCAUUGAUGGAGUGCAUGCAUCUCCCCAAGCCACAGCGAUCAUCUUCAACACUUUUUCUGAAUUAGAAUCACCAUUGCUCAGCGCAUGUUCAUCGAUGCUACCGCCAGUGUUCGAUAUUGGCCCUAUGUGCCUACUUUCUCACUACAUUCCCAAUGACUCAUCAACCUCAUCGCUCGGUGGACUGAACAUGUGGAGAGAGGACUUGCGCUGCAUGGAAUGGUUAGACGAAAAGGAGUCAGGCUCCGUGUUGUACGUCAACUUUGGUAGCUUGACAAACUUGACGAGCAAGCAGGCCGUGGAGUUCGGAUGGGGUUUGGCUAACAGUGGAUGCACGUUUCUUUGGGUCAUUAGACCGGACCUCGUGGUCGGCGACGCGGCGUUGUUGCCACAGGAGUUCUCGGAGAUGACCGAGGGAAGGAGCUUCAUCACGAGCUGGUGCCCACAACGGAGGGUGUUGGCUCAUGCUGCAAUUGGAGGUUUCUUGACACACUGCGGAUGGAACAAAAUUAAGUUCAUAUUUCUAUAACAAAAUUGCUGUGCAUAAUUAAGGUAACGAUCCUGCUGAAGCUUGCUAAUGCCAAUCAUGAUCAGAGUCACUCAAUUUGCUAGAACAAGAAUCCUCAGACGUAUUCAAUUUCCUCAGCUAGAUCGAGGGAAGUACCUAAAAUACUGGUAUAUCAGUUCAAGUUUUAU